AUGGCUCCCAUACCUGUUCUACUCCUCCUGCUUGUUUCCCUACUCCUUAAUUAUGCAAACGCUCAAAGCAACCACUCCAAUGUGAUACCCUUAGGCUCUUCGCUUUCCCCAGAUGCAAACCGUACUUCAUGGCUCUCACCUUCCGGCCAUUUUGCAUUUGGUUUCUACCCACAGGGUGAUGGCUUUGCUAUCGGCAUAUGGCUGAUUAAUCAGAAUAACUACACUGUCACCUGGACUGCCAAUCGAGAUGACCCACCUCUCUCCUCAAAUUCUACACUGGAUCUAAUCAGAAAUGGUCUGUGGCUUCUAAAUGGAGCAGUCAACGAGAGUUCAUACAUUGAUAAUGAGCCUUCAGGUGAGACGGCUUCAGCAGCGAUGCUUGAUUCCGGUAAUUUUGUGCUCUCCAGCAAUCGUUCUGUUGUUCUCUGGCAAACCUUUGAUUAUCCAACUGACACCAUAUUAGGAGGUCAGAAUCUGUCUAAUGGCAAUCAAUUGGUUUCGAGUGUGUCUGGAUCAGACCAAUCGAGCGGGCAAUUUUCUCUUCGUAUGCGGAGUGAUAAUGGAAACCUUGUUACCUACCCUGUAAACAGCUUGGAUCCAACAUAUGACACUUUCUGGUCUUCUGGAACAAACAACAGCGGUUCCGAUGUAAUACUCACUCUUAAUCGUUCAGGCGUUCUAUUCCUAAGCGGAGAUAGAUUGGGCGUGCGCAUUUUGGCAACUAGCCACUAUCACAAGAAAAAUGGAGCUAUUAUCCACCGCGCAACACUUGAUGCAGAUGGGGUCUUUAGAUUGUAUUUACACCACUUCGAGAGCCAUAAUAGCUCAAGUAUGUUGGUGGAAUGGUCGUCGUUGGCAAACCAGUGUGAAGUCGGCGGUUUCUGUGGAUUGAACAGUUACUGCUCAGGCGUCGGCAACAAUGGUCAAUGCAACUGUUUUCCUGGAUUUGAUUUCGUCAACACCAGCAAUAAGUUCCUCGGCUGCUACAGGAACUUCGAUGACAAUGGUUGCAGACACAGUAAAGAUCCAGCCACGCUGAACAGCAGUACCUUUUCCUUAAAGAACAUGUGGUGGAAUGAUUAUCCUUACUCAGUGCUACAAAUGAAGGAGGAAGAUUGCGGCAUAUCUUGCUUGGAAGAUUGCAAUUGUGCGGCCGUAUUAUACACGGAUGAUGGUUGCGCUAAAUAUCAACUUCCAAUUAGAUAUAGUAGAGUAAGUAAAAAUAUAUCAGCUACGGCUUUCAUCAAGGUGAUUCAGAAAAAUAUUACAACCCAUCCAAUCCCCUUACCUCCAGAAACCGUUGGUCCAAAAGUCUUGACUGAAACCAAAAGAGGUCCGAUUUUGAUUCUUGCCAUAACCUUGGGUUCCAUUUCAUGCCUUUGUUUCAUUUUUGCCAUCUAUACUCUGUUCAGAUACAGACAUCAAGUUUACAGGUAUAAAAGUCUCUCAGACAAUGCAAAUUUGGGAUUGAUUGAAGAGUUUACUUUGCGAUCAUUUUCUUACAAUGAGCUUGAGAAAGCAACAGAUGGCUUCAAGGAAGAGUUAGGCAAGGGCUCUUUUGGAGUUGUUUACAAAGGAACUAUGUCUGGAGGUAACAAAACUAUUGCUGUUAAAAGACUAGAGAAAUUUGUGGAAGAAGGGCAAAGGGAAUUUCGAGCUGAAAUUACAGCAAUUGCAAGAACCCAUCAUAGAAACUUGGUUCGCUUGCUUGGAUUUUGUAUGGAGGGCUCUAGAAAGCUUCUUGUUUAUGAAUACAUGAGCAAUGGCUCACUUGCAAAUCUUCUCUUCAAGGCUGAGAUGCGCCCCAUUUGGAAAGAUAGAGUAAGAAUUGCACGGGAUGUGGCCAGAGGGAUCCUCUAUCUACAUGAUGAGUGUGAAGUUCAUAUCAUCCACUGCAACAUAAAGCCCCAAAACAUACUCAUGGAUGAUACAUGGACGGCAAAGAUCUCUGAUUUUGGGUUGGCAAAGUUGUUACCGCCAAAUCAAUCAAGAACAGCUGUGGAGGCCGAAGAAACAACUGGAUACUUCUACUUGGCACCUGAGUGGAAAAAGAACGCCUUGAUCUCAGUAAAAGCAGACACAUACAGUUUCGGUAUUAUGCUUUUGGAGAUUAUAUGCUGCAGACGCAGUAUAGAAGUAAAUGUUCCAACGCCAGACGAGAUAACUCUUUCUAGUUGGGUUUAUAAUUGCUUUGUGGCUGGAGAGUUGGAGAAGCUUGUUGAAGAUGAAAACGUGGACAUCAUGACUCUGGAAAGAAUGGUAAAAGUUGGGUUAUGGUGCAUACAAGAAGAUCCGGCUUUGCGUCCUUUAAUGAAAAAUGUAAUCUUGAUGUUGGAAGGGACAAUGGAUAUUCCUGUCCCUCCAUCUCGAGUUGUUUAAUUCCCAUGUUGUUUCAUGAAAUGUUUAUCCUUUUUUCUUUAAUUUACCAAGUUUGUAGUAGUCAACCUAUUCAAGUGUAUGCAUAUCCCACCAAACAUUUGUAUGU
Messenger RNA from Corylus avellana, 2485 nucleotides. Its product is annotated as G-type lectin S-receptor-like serine/threonine-protein kinase LECRK1. Gene Ontology annotation, molecular function: protein serine/threonine kinase activity; ATP binding. Gene Ontology annotation, biological process: protein phosphorylation; recognition of pollen. The record is from RefSeq and is a predicted model, not a curated record. NCBI's taxonomy places the organism in Eukaryota, Viridiplantae, Streptophyta, Magnoliopsida, Fagales, Betulaceae.